GAAGCCCGUUCGCAUUCGCGUAGCGGCUCCUUUAGGCUCGGCGGCGGCGGCCGUUGCUCGCAUCCGCCGUCGCGACUUUCCGCUGGAGUCUGAGUCUCUUCUUCCAAGAUUCACGUCUUAGUGGACGUUCCAAGAGAAAGCCCGAGGUCGCGAUGGAUCUUGAAGAAGGCCGCAGUGGAAGUGCAGGGGGGGAGAACUUCUUGAAAAAGGACAAGAAAAGGUUUUUCAGUAAAAAAGAUGAGAAGAAAGAAAAGAAACCAACUGUCAGUACUUUUGCAGUGUUUCGCUAUUCGAAUUGGCUUGAUAAGUUGUAUAUGGUGUUGGGGACUGUGGCCGCCAUCAUCCACGGAGCCGGACUCCCCCUCACGAUGCUGGUUUUUGGAGACAUGACGGAUAGCUUUGCAAAUGCAGGAAAUUUAGGAAACCUGACUAUUUCACAACUAACUAAUGGAAGUUUUCUGGACAGUACGUAUUUCGGCGAAAAGCUGGAGGAGGAAAUGACCACGUACGCCUAUUAUUACAGUGGAAUCGGGGCUGGCGUGCUUGUUGCCGCUUACAUCCAGGUUUCAUUCUGGUGCCUGGCAGCAGGAAGACAAGUAUACAAAAUUAGAAAACAGUUUUUUCAUGCUGUCAUGCGGCAGGAGGUAGGCUGGUUUGACGUGCAUGACACUGGGGAGCUUAACACCCGGCUCUCAGAUGACGUCUCCAAAAUUAAUGAAGGAAUUGGUGACAAAAUUGGAAUAUUCUUUCAGUCAAUGGCAACAUUCUUCACCGGUUUUACAGUAGGAUUUACACAAGGUUGGAAGUUAACCCUUGUGAUUUUAGCCGUCAGUCCUGUUCUUGGUCUGUCAGCUGCUAUCUGGGCAAAGAUACUAUCUUCAUUUACUGAUAAAGAACUCUUGGCAUAUGCAAAAGCUGGAGCAGUAGCUGAAGAGGUGUUAGCAGCAAUUAGAACUGUGAUUGCAUUUGGAGGACAAAAGAAAGAACUUGAAAGGUACAACAAAAAUUUGGAAGAAGCUAAAAGAAUUGGAAUAAAGAAAGCUAUUACAGCCAACAUCUCUAUGGGUGCAGCUUUCCUGUUGAUCUAUGCAUCAUAUGCUCUGGCAUUCUGGUAUGGGACCUCCUUAGUCCUGUCAGAAGAUUAUUCUAUUGGACAAGUACUCACUGUCUUCUUUUCCGUAUUAAUUGGGGCUUUUAGUGUUGGACAGGCAUCUCCAAGCAUUGAGGCAUUUGCAAAUGCAAGAGGAGCAGCUUAUGAAAUCUUUAAGAUCAUCGAUAACAAACCAAGCAUCGACAGCUAUUCGAAGAAUGGGCGCAAACCCGAUAAUAUUAAGGGAAAUCUGGAAUUCAGAAAUGUUCACUUCAAUUACCCAUCUCGAAACGAAGUUAAGAUCUUGAAGGGCCUCAACUUGAAGGUAGAGAGCGGGCAGACGGUGGCACUGGUUGGAAACAGCGGCUGUGGGAAAAGCACGACGGUCCAGCUGAUACAGAGGCUCUAUGACCCCACAGAGGGCGUGAUCAGUAUUGACGGACAGGACAUCAGGACCAUCAAUGUAAGGUAUCUGCGGGAAAUUAUCGGUGUGGUGAGUCAGGAACCUGUGUUGUUUGCUACCACCAUAGCCGAGAACAUUCGCUACGGCCGUGAAAAUGUAACCAUGGAUGAGAUUGAGAAAGCUGUGAAGGAAGCCAGCGCCUAUGACUUCAUCAUGAAACUGCCUAAUAAAUUUGACACCCUGGUUGGAGAGAGAGGGGCCCAGCUGAGUGGUGGACAGAAGCAGAGAAUCGCCAUUGCUCGGGCUCUGGUUCGCAACCCCAAGAUCCUGCUGCUGGAUGAGGCCACCUCAGCGCUGGACACUGAGAGUGAAGCGGUGGUUCAGGUGGCCCUGGAUAAGGCCAGAGAAGGCCGGACCACCAUCGUGAUCGCGCAUCGUUUGUCCACAGUGCGUAAUGCUGAUGUCAUUGCUGGUCUUGAUGAUGGAGUCACUGUGGAGAAAGGCAGUCAUGAUGAACUCAUGAAGGAGAAAGGCAUUUACUUCAAACUUGUCACAAUGCAGACAAAAGGAAAUGAUAUUGAAUUAGAAAAUGCAGCUGGUGGAUCCGAAAGUGAAAUUGAUGCCUUGGACAUGUCCCCCAAAGAUUUAGGAUCCAGUCUAAUAAGAAGAAAAUCAACUCGCAAGAGUAUCCAUGGACCACAAAGCCAAAACAGAAAGCUUAGUACAGAAGAGACUUCGGAUGAAAAUGUACCUCCAGUUUCUUUUUGGAGGAUUCUGAAGCUGAAUAUAACUGAAUGGCCUUAUUUUGUGGUUGGUAUAUUUUGUGCCAUUGUAAAUGGAGGUCUGCAACCAGCAUUUUCAGUAAUAUUUUCAAGGAUUAUAGGGGUUUUUACCAGAGAUGACGAUCCUGAAACCAAACGACAGAAUAGUAACUUGUUUUCACUCUUGUUUCUAAUCCUUGGAAUUAUUUCUUUUAUUACGUUUUUCCUUCAGGGCUACACGUUUGGCAAGGCCGGAGAGAUCCUCACCAAGCGGCUCCGAUACAUGGUUUUCAGAUCCAUGCUGAGACAGGAUGUGAGCUGGUUUGACGACCCUAAAAACACCACGGGAGCCUUGACGACCAGGCUGGCCAAUGAUGCUGCUCAAGUUCAAGGGGCUAUAGGUUCCAGGCUUGCUGUAAUUACCCAGAAUAUAGCAAAUCUUGGGACAGGCAUUGUUAUAUCCUUAAUCUAUGGCUGGCAGUUAACACUUUUACUGUUAGCAAUUGUACCCAUCAUUGCAGUAGCAGGAGUUAUUGAAAUGAAAAUGCUGUCUGGACAAGCACUGAAAGAUAAGAAAGAACUAGAAGAUGCCGGGAAGAUUGCCACGGAAGCAAUAGAAAACUUCCGAACUGUUGUUUCUUUGACUCGGGAGGAGAAGUUUGAAUAUAUGUAUGCCCUGAGUUUGCAGGUACCAUACAGAAACUCUUUGAGGAAAGCACACAUCUUUGGAAUCACGUUUUCCAUCACCCAGGCAAUGAUGUAUUUUUCUUACGCUGGCUGUUUCCGUUUUGGCGCCUACCUGGUGGCACAUGGCAUCAUAGACUUUCAGGAUGUUCUCUUAGUGUUCUCAGCCAUUGUCUUUGGCGCGAUGGCUGUGGGUCAGGUCAGUUCAUUUGCUCCUGACUAUGCCAAGGCCAAAGUGUCAGCAGCCCACGUCAUCAUGAUCAUUGAAAAAGCCCCUGUGAUCGACAGCUACAGCACGGAAGGCCUAAAGCCGAAUACAGUGGAAGGAAAUGUGACAUUUAAUGAAGUCGUGUUCAACUAUCCCACUCGACCAGACAUCCCAGUGCUUCAGGGGCUGAGCCUCGAGGUGAAGAAGGGCCAGACGCUGGCCCUGGUGGGCAGCAGCGGCUGUGGGAAAAGCACGGUGGUCCAGCUCCUGGAGCGGUUCUACGACCCCUUGGCUGGAACAGUGCUAAUUGACGGCAAGGAAAUAAAGCACCUGAAUGUCCAGUGGCUCCGAGCACACAUGGGCAUCGUGUCCCAGGAGCCCGUCCUGUUUGACUGCAGCAUCGGCGAGAACAUCGCCUAUGGGGACAACAGCCGGGUCGUGUCCCAGGAGGAGAUCGUGCAGGCAGCCAAGGAGGCCAACAUACACCCCUUCGUCGAGACGCUGCCUGAUAAAUAUAACACCAGAGUAGGAGACAAAGGAACUCAGCUCUCUGGUGGCCAGAAGCAGCGCAUUGCGAUAGCUCGUGCCCUUGUUAGACAGCCUCGUAUAUUGCUUCUGGAUGAAGCUACAUCAGCUCUGGAUACAGAAAGUGAAAAGGUUGUCCAAGAAGCCCUGGACAAAGCCCAAGAAGGGCGCACCUGCAUCGUCAUCGCUCACCGCCUGUCCACCAUUCAGAAUGCAGACUUGAUAGUGGUGUUUCAGAACGGCAAAGUCAAGGAGCACGGCACACACCAGCAGCUGCUGGCACAGAAAGGCAUCUAUUUCUCCAUGGUCAGUGUCCAGGCUGGAGCAAAGCGCUAGCGAACUGUGACCAUAUGAGCUAUUAAAUAUUGCCUAAUAUUUGUGUUAAAAUAUGGCAUUUAAUCAAAAUUGAAAAAGUGAGCACUUCCUGGGAAAACUAUGUAGAGUUACUUAUUUAACAUUUCCUGCUGCAGUGGAAGAUCAUUCCACCCAGUUCAGAGUUUUCAGAGACUAUAAUUGAAGGAACAGAAAGAAACAGCAUCAAUUGGAGAAAAGUAAUGGUUUUAAUUGCAUUAUAAAAUUUAUAGAAUCAUUCAAAGUAGAUUUUGUUAAUAAAGUGUAUAAUUUUUGUUUAUAUUUUCUUAUUCAGACUGUAACUGACUACCUUGCUAAAAGAUUAUAGAAGUAGCAAAAAGUACUGAAUGUUUGUGUAAAGUGCCUAUAAUAAAACUAAACUUUUAUAUGACUGGA
Orcinus orca (killer whale) is the source of this 4418-nucleotide messenger RNA. It is a transcript of the gene ABCB1, whose product is annotated as ATP binding cassette subfamily B member 1. Lineage: Eukaryota; Metazoa; Chordata; Mammalia; Artiodactyla; Delphinidae. The transcript is spliced from 28 exons. Gene Ontology annotation, molecular function: ABC-type transporter activity; ATP binding; ATP hydrolysis activity. Gene Ontology annotation, cellular component: membrane. The coding region runs from base 153 to 4007 and encodes 1284 amino acids. Gene Ontology annotation, biological process: transmembrane transport. The record is from RefSeq and is a predicted model, not a curated record.